Capsicum annuum is the source of this 2175-nucleotide messenger RNA. Its product is annotated as serine/threonine-protein kinase 38-like. The transcript is spliced from 12 exons. Gene Ontology annotation, molecular function: protein serine/threonine kinase activity; ATP binding. Gene Ontology annotation, biological process: peptidyl-serine phosphorylation; intracellular signal transduction. Lineage: Eukaryota; Viridiplantae; Streptophyta; Magnoliopsida; Solanales; Solanaceae. Bases 204 to 1757 code for a protein of 517 amino acids. The record is from RefSeq and is a predicted model, not a curated record.
UAUAAAACCCCAACAUCCUUCUCAUUUUCUCAUUUUCAGUUUUUUUUUUCCCUCUCUUCAAAAUUCCCUCCGUCCAAUUCCAUCUUCAUUCUCCUAUCCAAUCUUCCUAUCAAAUUCAAAAUUCAAAUUUCUCCUUCUUAUUCUUCUUCGAUUCGCUCAAUCGUCGUUCGUAGGGAAGACGAUUGAUCGAAGAUUUGUUAAUAAUGGCGAAGAAUAGAGAGGAGGAAGAAGAAGAAAAACAACAACAGAGAGUGCAUCAUCAGAUGGCGACGUUGACGGAGGAGGAAGAGGAUGAAUUGGAGGAGCAAUUAGGUUCUAGUUUGACUCUAGAAAGAGUUGCUGCUGCUAAGAAAUUAAUCGAAGAUCAUUAUAAAUCGCAUAUGAAACUUAUUCAGGAUCGUAAACAAAGGCGAUUACUGCUAGAAAAGAAAUUGGAAAGCUCUGGUGUACCAGAGGAAGAACAAAUGAACCUUCUAAAGGAAUUGGAGAGAAAAGAGACAGAGUAUAUCCGACUAAAGCGUCACAAGAUAUCUGUUGAUGAUUUUGAGCUUUUGACGAUCAUAGGAAGAGGAGCUUUUGGAGAGGUCAGGUUGUGCCGGGAUAAAGUAUCUGGAAAUAUAUAUGCAAUGAAGAAGUUGAAGAAGUCGGAAAUGCUAAGUAGGGGGCAGGUUGAACAUGUUAGGGCCGAAAGGAAUUUGCUUGCUGAAGUAGCUAGCCACUUUAUUGUAAAACUUUUUUAUUCUUUCCAAGAUGCUGACUACUUGUAUCUAGUAAUGGAAUAUCUGCCUGGUGGUGAUAUGAUGACGCUGCUGAUGAGGGAGGAGACAUUAACUGAGACAGUUGCAAGAUUUUACAUUGCUCAAAGUGUUUUGGCCAUAGAGUCUAUUCAUAAGCAUAACUACAUUCACAGGGAUAUUAAACCGGAUAAUCUUCUUUUGGACAAAAAUGGCCACAUGAGGCUGUCUGAUUUUGGUCUGUGCAAGCCCCUUGACUGUUCGAAUUUAUCUCCUAUUAAUGAAAAUGAAAUGAUGAAUGGUGAACAAAGGGGAUCUGCUAACAAGGGAAGUGGUUGGAAUAGCUCCCUUGAACAACUGCAGCAUUGGCAAAUAAACAGGAGAAAAUUAGCAUUUUCAACAGUGGGCACUCCCGACUACAUUGCUCCUGAGGUUUUACUGAAGAAAGGCUAUGGAGUAGAAUGUGAUUGGUGGUCACUUGGCGCCAUCAUGUAUGAGAUGCUCGUUGGUUAUCCCCCUUUUUACUCUGAAGACCCGAUAACGACAUGUAGAAAGAUUGUUCAUUGGAGAAAUCACAUAAAGUUUCCAGAGGAAGCAAGAUUGACUCCUGAAGCCAAAGACCUGAUAUGUAGGCUGCUUUGUGAUGCUGAAAGUCGUCUUGGCUGUCGAGGAGCAGAGCAAAUAAAGGUUCACCCCUGGUUCAAAGACAUAAAGUGGGAUAAACUUUAUGCCAUGGAGGCAGCAUAUAAGCCAGAAGUAAAUGAUGAUCUUGAUACUCAAAAUUUUAUGAAGUUUGAUGAGGCAAAUAAACCACCAGCCAAAAAUAGUUCAGGACCGCAUAGAAAGAAGCGCCUUAUUCCUGAAGAUUUAAGUUUUGUUGGCUAUACCUACAAGAAUUUUGAUGCUGUCAAGGGAUUGAGACAUUCUUCAGGUGAUUCUGCAGUGGAAUUCUCAGGCAAGUGUUCAAUCGAUGACAAUGAAAUGCUUGUCCGUGCUGCAUCAGCAGAUACUGUAUCUCUGUGAUGAACGCCCACGCCCAAGUACUGCGAACAAACUGACUGAUCAACAUCCCAUUUUUACGGUUUGUUCUGGAGGUAAUGAUAUUGAGUGUUCAAUUCGAGUUCUGAGUUUUGCUCAUUUCUACACAAAAGCAGAUUGCCAUUUACAACAUUAAAACUGUAAAAGUGACGACAUCGUAGGAUCUCUGGGUAGGUUUCUUGCAGCUAUCAAUAGGAGCUUUUUUUCUUUCAAUCAUAAAAGUUGUGUAUAAAAAUAUUAAGAGAUAAUUUAACAUUGACUACACCAAUGUAGGCAGAGCUAAGAUUAAUUGUCUUAAUUGUAUCUGUCUAGAGACCCCUUUCAGUUCUUAUUCCCAGAUUUUGUAGAUACAAAUAACUGUUCCAAGAAAAUGGGGAAAUCAAAUAGUUUAUUUCCUUCUUAA